Vicia villosa (hairy vetch) is the source of this 1143-nucleotide messenger RNA. RefSeq lists its product as uncharacterized. The record is from RefSeq and is a predicted model, not a curated record. Lineage: Eukaryota; Viridiplantae; Streptophyta; Magnoliopsida; Fabales; Fabaceae. The transcript is spliced from 2 exons. Bases 1 to 1143 code for a protein of 380 amino acids. Gene Ontology annotation, molecular function: RNA-DNA hybrid ribonuclease activity; nucleic acid binding.
AUGUGGGAUCCUUGGCUGCGUGAGAAUGGUUGUUGUUGGGUUAGUGGACCACAAGUUCAGGAAGUGCAUGAUCUCUUCGUUAAAGACCUUUUGCUCCCUAAUGUUAAACAAUGGGAUGUGGGAAAGGUGAACUCUCUUUUUGAUCAUGUGGGGGCUGCAAGUAUUCUCAGAGUGCCUUUGGUGGAGGAUGUGGUGGAAGAUAGAUUGGUCUGGCAUGAGGAGAAGAAUGGAGUUUAUAGUGUGAAAUCGGGUUAUAGACUUUGGAGAGGGGUGCAAAGUAGAUCUACACACUACGAUAUGGGAGGAAAUUGGAAAAGUUUGUGGAACAUAUCCGCGCCUUCGCGAGCUAAGCAUUUGUUAUGGAGAAUUUGCAGGGGCUGCCUUCCAACCCGCUAUAAUUUGCAACAACAUCAUGUUCCUUGCCCAUCUCUUUGUCCUUGGUGCGAUUUACAAGAUGAAGAUGAUUGUCGAGAGGACCGACGGGUUGCGGGUAGAUUUGCUGUUAUGCUUGAGGUCCUUUGGCGGAGUAGAAAUAAUGUGGUUUGGCAAGAUGAUCGUCAAGAUGCUAUAAGAAUUGGUUUACAAGCUUAUUAUAACUGGUAUGAUUGGUUUUUAGCUAGAGAGGAUCAUAUAAGGGAUGUUAAUAAUAAUCAUCCAGUGGUUUGGAUUCCGCCUAUGUUAAAUCAUGUGAAAUGUAAUGUUGAUGCAGGGUUUAAUAAUGUUUGUGGUACUACUAAUAGAGGAUGUUGCUUUAGAGAUCAUUUGGGGAGAAUCAUCAAAGGAGGUGUUUCUUGGGACGUGGGUUUUCUUUCUGUUCAUGAAGCUGAAGCCAUGGCGUUGAAGGAAGCAAUUCAUCACGCCAGCUCAUCACAUUUCUCUCAUGUUACCUUUGAAAGUGAUUGUCAGCUAGUUGUUAAUUCUAUUAGAGCCAAAAAUGCUGGCCCCUCUGAAUUUAGUCUUAUUAUCAAAUCUAUUCAGAAUUUGUUAAGUUUUUUUCCGAACUUUAAGGUAAAGUUCAUUAAGCGCCAAGCGAAUUCGGUUGCCCAUACUUUAACUAAGGCGGCCAAUUCUUGGUCUAGGCGUAGUUUCUUUAAUUUGGUACCUCCUUGUAUUGAGUUUUGUUUGAUGAAUGAAAGUUGUUGA